Molecule: messenger RNA, 3117 nt
Organism: Neofelis nebulosa (Clouded leopard)
Lineage: Eukaryota; Metazoa; Chordata; Mammalia; Carnivora; Felidae
Gene: ZWINT
Product: ZW10 interacting kinetochore protein
Exons: 9
Coding region: 72-932 (286 amino acids)
Biological process (GO): mitotic sister chromatid segregation; establishment of localization in cell; mitotic cell cycle checkpoint signaling
Cellular component (GO): nuclear body; dendrite; cytosol
Source: RefSeq, a predicted model, not a curated record
GUGCUCACAGCGGUGAAUUCAAAGCUCAUUGAGGGCUGGACGCGGAAGAGCGGGAGCGCGCUGUCUGCGGGAUGGAGGUGGCGGAAGACGGGGUGCGGGGCCCCGCGCUAGAGGCCCUGGGCAAGCUGGCACACGUCCUGGAGCCUACAGGCCUGCAAGAGGAGGCGGAGCUGCCGGCCCAGCUCCUGGCGGAGUUUGUGAUGGACUCCCGGAAGAAAGACAAGCUGCUGUGCAGCCAGCUGCAGGUGGUAGACUUCCUGCAGAACUUCCUGGCUCGGGAGGACACUGCCCAGGGACCAGAGCCCUUGGCUUCUGAAGACGCCAGCCGGCAGAAGGCAGUUGCUGCCAAGGAGCAGUGGAAAGAGCUGAAGGCCACCUACCAAGAGCAUGUGGAGGCCAUCACCAGGGCCCUGAGCCUGGCCUUGCCCAGGAUGGAGGAGGCCCAGAGGAAGCGGGCGCAGCUCCAGGAAGCCCUUGAACAGCUCCAGGCCAAGAAGCAAGUGGCCAUGGAGAAGCUGAGAACAGCCCAGGAGCAGUGGCGGCUGCACCAGGAGAAGCGUCUGCAGCAGCUGGCGGAAGCUUCUGCGGAGGUGAGGCUGCGGCAGACGGGGGCCCAGCAGGAGCUCCGGCGUCUCCAUCAGGAGCUUGGAGCCCUACGGCAGCAGGCGGGGCAGGAACGGGACAGGCUACAGAGGCACCAGACCUUCCUCCAGCUGCUGCACACCCUGCAGGGUCAGCUGCCGUUUCCCGAGGCAGAGACGGAGCCCCCACGGAAGCUGGACCCUGCCGAGGAUGAGCCCCAGCAGCGGAACACCGGGGAUGCCGUGGGGAGAGACGGGGCUGGGCCACCCGAGGCUGACGGCCCACCGCCUGCUGUGGACGUAGGCUCGCCGUGGCUCCCUGAGGGGCAGCGCCACGGGAAAGGAAGCUAGAGCUGCACGGCGUCCCCGGACUGCAGAGACAGAGCAUGAACGGGGGAGAGACAGAGAGAGAGGGGGAGACUCAGAAUCCGAAGCGGGCUCCAGGCUCUGAGCUGUCAGCACAGAGCCCGACGCGGGGCUCGAACCCACGGACCGUGAGAUCAUGACCUGAGCUGAAGUCAGACGCUUAAAUGACUGAGCCACCCAGGCACCCUGGUAUUUUGUAUAUUAUUUUACUUCCUUGGUCAGACAUCAAGGUUAACAAAGUUAGAUCCCUUCUUUACUACUACUUAAUAGUUUCCUCUAAAACUACCAUAAUCUGAUAUACACAGAUGAUUUUGUAAGCAGAUAUUGGAGUGCUGAGGUUGUUGAUAAUGCAUGAAGCUCUAACACUUCCCAAUCUCCCUUACGUUGAAAGUACAAUUAUAUCUUCAUUUUUACGUGAAGAAACUGAGAGUUAGAGAUGUUGAAAUAUUGUGUUAUACAGCAAGGGAGAACUAAAAUCUGAAUUUGAACUCAUGUGCACUUGACUCUAAAAGAUUUUUUAUUAACUAUGUUAUGAAGUUUUAAUCACCAUACUUAAAGUGGUAGCUCUUAGUUGAUGUAUUUCCAAUCAUUUUUAAACUAAUUUUUUUCUUUUAUGGAAUACUCAGAAAUACUGUUUUAGAUCAUCAUAAUUUAAGUAAUACAUGUGCCUCUCAGAUUAUCUUGUACUGAAUUUCUUUAAAGCAUGCUGUAUUUUUAAGGAUGUAUGUACAGUACUGUAUUCCUCAGCCCUUCUUUUUCACAAAUGGCCCAACUGACGAUUUUCAGUCUGUAAUGUGUUUAGAGUAACAACAUUUUACUUACUUAAAGAUUAUGCCAUCAUAACUUAAAACUUGUAGGUCAUGGUUCAAAAAUAAAUAAUUGAAAAGAGAAGAGAAACAGCCAGAGUAAUUCUUUUGGUUUUAAUAGAUGUAGAAUUUAUGAUUCAAGGCUUAAUUUGAAGCUUAAUACUAUGUAAGUGUUUGGCAUUUCCCUGAAACACAAAACCUAAGCAAGAUUAAUAUUUCAAGGAGGAGGCACAGCAAGAGAUUAAGCCCACUCGUCCCACCCACAACUCAGUGUCACCUUGUUUUUCUUGGGUUGGUAAGUGUAGAGUGAUUCAGAAUAUACCUUACCCCAUUGGAUCGGCUAACUACUUAUCAAAGUGUUAACAAAAUGUAAGGUUAACAAUGUUACCAGGAUCUUUUCCCUUAAGAACACCAAGAAUCUAUUAUAAUGGAUUUUUCAUUGAAAAAGUUAAAUUGUUGUAGUGGCCAUUAAAGAUUUUGCUUUCCAUUAUAUAGAAAAUUCACAGCUACUGAUGAACUCAUUACCAGAUAACAGAAGCCUAUCAAUAUAUAAACUAUAUUACAGUCACUUAUAGCAAUCUCUAUCUUUUUUUUUUUAAUUCACUGACUAUAUCUGGGCGCCCGGGUGGCUCAGUCGUUGAGCGUCCAACUUUGGCUCAGGUCGUGAUCUCACGGCUCGUGAGAUCUUCAAGCCCCGUGUCCGGCUCUGUGCUGAUGGCUCGGUGCCUGGAGCCCGCUUCGGAUUCUGUGUCUCCCUCCCUCUGUCCCUUUCCCACUCAUGCUCUCUCUCUGUCUCUCAAAAAUGAAUAAAUGUUAAAAAAAAAAAAUGGAAAAAAUUCACUGACUAUAAUUCAGGACCAAUGAAAAAUUAUGAAUUAUGGGUUGGAGAGGCCAUCUGAAACUAAAGUUAUAUGUACACGCAUGUACAUACACAUAUACAAACAUACACACAAUAAAUCCAUAAUAAACACUGUGAAGCAAUACAUAAACAUACACGUAAAAUAAAUCCAUAAUAAAUAUUGUGACUCAAUUGUACAACUAAAACUGAACGGCUUCUCUCCUUUCUAAUAGUGUAUUAUUGAUGUCUAUAAAAACUACAAGAAAUCUGGCUUCCAGAUGCAUGUUUCCUGGUGUUCAAUGUAAGAACUCCCGUCAAAGCUGGUUACUGCAAAUGAGCGUAGGAAGCAGAUGACGGCAGUAAGUUAACUCGGUACGGAAAUCCUCAGCACAGCAAGCUCUUCUAACGGUUCAGAUCCUAUCAGACUCUGUCACCCGCUGGGCCUCGACACACGACAGAGACACGUCUUUCCAGGAGUUUCAUUUUCACUGAGUUCAGGCUAAAUGCCAUGCAGACAUCCAGUAUU